AUGCUCAACUGGGCAACCGAGCUUAAUGCAUUUGAUAUUUCGUAUGAACCGCGGAAGGCUAUAAAGGGACAGGCUUUUGCUGACUUUAUUGCAGAAAUGACUAGGCCACUCUACUUGAAAAACAAAAAGACUCAGUGGGUGGUCCACGUGGAUGGUUCUGCCACCCAAAAUGGGUGUGGAGCCGGCAUUAUCUGUGAAUCACCAGAAGGGGAUGUAUAUGAAUAUGCAAUGCGUUUUAACUUUCAGACGUCAAACAAUGAAGCUGAAUAUGAAGCUUUGAUAUGCGGAAUCCAAAUGAGCAUAGCAGCAGAGGCGGCAGAGGUCCUGGUUUUAUCCGACUCACAGCUAAUUGUUAGUCAAGUAAAGGGAGAAUAUGAAGCCAAGGACGACGCCAUGAUAAAAUAUUUGGAAAAGGUCCACCAAGAAGCUCAGCAGCUGACUAGCUUUGAAAUACAACACAUACCCCGGUCUGAAAACAGCAAAGCAGACACCUUAUCCAAGUUGGCAAGCUCAGCAUCUUGCGACACACCACGUCAUGUAUUUUGGGAGGUAAAACAGCCCAAGAGCAUUGACGUCUUGAGAACAGACAUCUUAGACCGAACGGCCACCUGGAUGGAUGAUAUUGUCAAUUUCAAAAUGAAUGGAGUGCUCCCUGGUGAUCCCACGCAGGCAGAAAGGUUACAAAAGAAAUGCACCUGGUUCGAGAUAUGGAACGGGACUCUAUACAAACAGGCUUUCUCACGGCCUCUUCUUCGCUGCGUAACCCCAGAGAAGGGGCAUGAAGUAUUGGAAGAUCUCCAUCAGGGAAUAUGCAGCUCGCACAUAGGGGGGAGGGCCUUGGCAGAAAAAGCUCUAAGAACUGGAUACUAUUGGCCCACUCUCAAAGAAGACGCUCUAGACUUGGUCAAGCGGUGUGAUAAAUGUCAACGCUUUGCUCAUCUAAUUCGACGGCCAGCUCAGAAACUAACACCAAUCACCAGCCCAAUACCAUUUUCCAAAUGGGGGAUGGACCUAUUAGGCCCUUAUACGACGGCACCAGGAGGACUACGCUAUGUGAUAGUUGUCGUCGACUACUUCACCAAAUGGGUAGAAACCGAAGCUCUGAAAAACACUAAGGCCUAG
Messenger RNA from Spinacia oleracea (spinach), 1122 nucleotides. RefSeq lists its product as uncharacterized. The coding region runs from base 1 to 1122 and encodes 373 amino acids. Gene Ontology annotation, molecular function: RNA-DNA hybrid ribonuclease activity; nucleic acid binding. Gene Ontology annotation, biological process: DNA integration. The record is from RefSeq and is a predicted model, not a curated record. The transcript has a single exon. NCBI's taxonomy places the organism in Eukaryota, Viridiplantae, Streptophyta, Magnoliopsida, Caryophyllales, Amaranthaceae.